Naumovozyma dairenensis CBS 421 is the source of this 1554-nucleotide messenger RNA. RefSeq names its product ADP-ribosylation factor GTPase-activating protein (gene GLO3). Bases 1 to 1554 code for a protein of 517 amino acids. Gene Ontology annotation, biological process: COPI coating of Golgi vesicle. NCBI's taxonomy places the organism in Eukaryota, Fungi, Ascomycota, Saccharomycetes, Saccharomycetales, Saccharomycetaceae. The transcript has a single exon. Gene Ontology annotation, molecular function: GTPase activator activity. The record is from RefSeq and is a predicted model, not a curated record.
AUGAGUAAUGAUGAUGGUGAAGUUUUCGUCAAUGAUGAAACCAGACAAAAAGUCUUUCAAAAAUUGGCUACCAAGCUAGAAAAUAGGGUUUGUUUCGAUUGUGGUAAUAAGAAUCCCACAUGGACAUCUGUACCCUUUGGUGUCAUGUUAUGUAUUCAAUGUUCUGCUGUUCAUAGAAAUCUAGGUGUUCAUAUCACUUUUGUUAAAUCUUCCACUUUAGAUAAAUGGACUAUUAACAAUUUAAGAAGAUUUAAAUUAGGUGGGAAUCAUAAGGCUCGUGAAUUUUUUUUGAAAAAUAAUGGGAAACAAUUCUUAAACACUUCUAACGUUAAUGCUCAAAUCAAAUAUACUAGUAGCGUUGCUAAACGUUAUAAAGAUCAUCUAGAUAAAAAGGUUAGAAAAGAUAUGACGUUAUAUCCAUCAGAAUUGGUUUUAACUGAACAAGAUGAUGAUGCUGCUGCCGCUGCUGAUAGUGAUUCUUUAACAGAUUCAUCUUCAACUCCUGGAUCUAAGGAAAAUAGUGUUGAUGAUUUUUUUUCAACUUGGCAAAAACCAACAACAUCAUCAUCUGAUGUUACACCAAAGCAAUUAAGUCCAUCUAAUACUGGAUCGAAAUUAAGUACUACAAGAUCUUCAUCAAUCUUAUCUGGUCAAAGAAGGAAACCCGUUGCCAGUAAUAAUAAUAAUAAUAAUAAUAUCUUAGGAGGUAAGAAACAUUCCAUCUUAUCUUCUUCUACAAGGAAAUCUUCAAGACUUACAGCCAAGAAAAUUGACAAUUCAAAUGCUGAAGAUUUAUUCAAUGAAUAUGAAAAGCAAGCUGAAGAAGAUAAGGAUCAAAAAAUAUUAGAAAGUAAAAGAAAAAAUAUUGCACCUUCAUCACUAUAUACUAAACUCAACAACAACAGCAGCAGCGGUAAUAGAUUUGGUUCUAAUGAUUCAUCAUUUACAGAACUUAAUAAUAAUAAUAAUACUAACAAUAAUACGAAUAAAUAUCCAAAGGAUGAAUUUGAUGAAUUUUUAGAAAGUUCCACAGGACCAGAUUCAUACACUUCUAAUGAACCAGUAGCUGAAUUACAACCCAAAUUAGCCAAAUUAGGGUUCGGUAUGACGAUGAAUGAUGCAAAUGAUUUAGCUAAACAACAAAAGGAGGCACAAAGAGCUGCAUCGGGACCUAAAUAUACAGGUAAGAUUGCAGAAAGGUAUUCUGAUUCGAAGGCAAUUUCAUCGGAUCAAUUGUUUGGUCGUGGUAAUUAUGAUCAAGAUGCUGCACGUGAAGCUAAGGAAAAAUUGAAAACUUUUGAUAAUGCAACUUCUAUUUCUUCAUCAUCUUAUUUUGGUGAAGAUCAAAAUAAUAAUGAAGAUGGUAGUGAUGAAUUUAAUGAUGGUGGUUCAUCGAGUGUUAAUGCAUAUGGUAGAGGUUCUAGUCGUGGUGGUAAUAAUGGAUUCAUUGAUAUUAAUGUUGGUACUGAUGAUGAUUUACAAGUGCUUAAGGAUGCUGUGGAACAAGGUGCUCAAAAAUUGGGUAAUUAUUUAAGAGAUUAUCUAAGAAAAUAA